Molecule: messenger RNA, 1026 nt
Organism: Linum trigynum
Lineage: Eukaryota; Viridiplantae; Streptophyta; Magnoliopsida; Malpighiales; Linaceae
Source: the annotation of a GenBank genome assembly
AUGGGUUCUUCAACCCAGCCCUUCUUGAUGACGGAACCGCGGAAGCAACAGGAAAGGAGCCCGCCCCCAAUCCAGAUUACGACAGGCCCAAAAUUGCUUAUAGGGAGGCUGGGCCGGCGUGGUAAGCAGAAGAAAGCCAAUGGCGACUCUCGUAUUGCGCGACCGACAAGGGAGGUUGAGGGGAAUGUGGCUCGCCGACGCCGCCUGCUACUGGAAGAGGAGUCGGAAGAUGAUUUCAUCGUACAAAAAAUCCCCAAUCCAGUGCCGACAUGCCCAUUGAAUUGCGCCAUUCAGGCUGCUAAGGCUGCGGUGACAGCCAACGUGACGAGCGGUACUUCUGUUCCUGUGCCGAACUCUACUCCCAGGAAGAAGAAAGGGAAGACUUUGCUGGGGGUUGGCUCACCUAAGAAGUUCGAACUGAAGGCUCAGCAGCAGCGUAAACCGCGGCAGCAGACGGAUAAGCCCGCCAGCUCCAAAAGGGCAGGGGCUGCUCGUCCUCAUAAACCAGAAAAACUGGGCGAGGGGUCGGCAGCGGUCACGCUGUCUCAGGGGGAGAUUUUAUGCCCCCAGGCAGCUGAUGUAUCUAAUGAGGGACUGGAGUCGGCGGAUUCUCUCUCAGAUUCGGAGGAGCAACCCUUCGAGAUCCGCCGCCGAGCUCCGCGGGAGAAGGGACAGGCUGAGAGGCUGGCUCAAUCGUCCCAUGUGCGGCAGGCUGUCAAGGCCUUCGAGGCUGGGCUGUCGCUGAGCGAGCCACCCAUUGCUCAAAAGGUGCUGUCCCCUCGAAUGAUGGCAGAGACGGACACGGGUAAGGAGGUUUUCAAUGGUGGAGACCAGCGGUAUAGUGAUUUCAACGAAUAUGGCUCCAAUUUUUGUGAGCAGGGGGAUGAGGGCAAGAAACGUUGGAUUGAUGAAGUGGAGGGAGGCAUUGCUGAUCUCCCAUCCCCGAAGAAAUUAUUUGUGGAGGAUAAGAGUGACCUGGAAACGGUGGAGGCAGCCAACCGCGAUUGGGCCCACCCGGAUAAAUGA